Messenger RNA from Folsomia candida, 3934 nucleotides. Its product is annotated as mucin-5AC. The coding region runs from base 1137 to 3365 and encodes 742 amino acids. The record is from RefSeq and is a predicted model, not a curated record. NCBI's taxonomy places the organism in Eukaryota, Metazoa, Arthropoda, Collembola, Entomobryomorpha, Isotomidae. The transcript is spliced from 7 exons.
GAAGAAGUCGAUAGUUUGAAUUCGAUACUCCCACAACAACAUUUAUAGCAAAGGUAAAAGGUAACCAACUAACCAAGAGCGUUCACAACACGGCAACGCAACGUAGGUAACUCCUUAUCCUUUCAGCUUGUAAAGCGUCGGACGAGUUUGACUUGACUCCUUUGUGGAAAGGAAAGGGUUAUUACACAUUACAUUUUGAGACUUUGUGUUCUGUUCAUCACACGUUGGCUCACAAAAGUUGGAGUUGCAGUUCAGUAUGCAUUUGUGAUUUGUGUACAUCACAGUUGCCUGGUUAAAGCUCUUUUGACUCUGCAUCGUGCUCUCCAUGCAUACAUAAGUAAAAUGCAUUGUGUUACAAAAUAAUCAAUGGAAUGGAGUCUCUCUCUCGUCCUGUAAGUAAAAUACUUCACACAUAUUUAUGCAUCUAAAAACCUAAUCAAGUGGUAAUCAAUACACGAUAGCAGCAGUGAAUUAAGUGAUGGUUGGUUGCUGACUCAUCUUACCUUCAAGUUACCGUGCAACCUUAGUAAACAAUAGUUGUGAAGAAAAAGAUAUAAAAAUCGGACACCUUGUAAUAAUUUCUUGGUCGUCAUCUUGCGAAUAAAUGCUCGAUUUUUGUGCAUGCACAAGGAACCUGAUUACAGUACGGCGUAUGUACAUCAUCAUUUCGUUGGAGUGAGACGACUUGAGACAUUAUUAUUGCAGUAAAAUAAAACUAAUGUGUGUGGAUUAAAGUGUGUGCAAAAAAUAUAGUAAAUCGCAAGUGUUGAUUAUUCCGUGAUGAACAAAGAUUUAAUUCUCCAAGAAAGGGAGGAAAAUUGCUGAUUGUGAAAUUUUGAUGAAUCUGAGUGCACAGAUAAAAAAACUUAAUUGAGAGGACAGGUAUUAAGAGAAACUAUAAACUUACAUAAAUCUUAUGAAAUUUGUUUUGACGAAUAUGCGUAAAAAUUGUGACAAGUGACUAAUCGUACGUAAGAACUUGAAAUAAAGUACAAUUGGCAAACAAAUUGUCACGCGAGAACAAAAGCUUCAAACAAACCAGGAUGACCAAGAUUAUAGCGCAAACAACUACCUAAAAAUAGUUUUCAACAACCACCACCACUUCCCGUAAACAACACCCUCCAGCAAAGAUCAAAAUGCUCUUGACCUUAUCCAAGAAAUCCGCCAUGUACACGACCACGCUUUGCGUCGUGCUCCUUCAAACCCUCACAAUGACCCACAUGCUCCCAAUGUCCGCUCCGAUAAGGACGGCAGAAGAAUUGAAUCAAAUGAUCGACCCCGUCUUCCAAUCUGAACAGGACGAGAAUCAGCUCGAAUCUAAGAAAAUUGUGGCCAAAUCCGUGUACAAUACGGUGAUUCGCGUCACCACGACGCCAUGUCAGUCCGGAAUGCAGCGGGUGAAGGAGGGGGGACCCUGCGUGACGAGGUAUACAGGAUCAGGCCCCGUUUUCGAUGAAGAAUUUCAGCUCUCGAUCCUCAAGGGGAUUACCGGAGGGGGUCGGAGACCGACGAGCAGCAAGCAUCGAAAUCGACACAGGACCACGACCACGCCAAUCCCAUCAACAACCACAGCGAUUGAGACGGCCGCACCAACGACGUGGGGAUUACCUCCGACUGCUGCGGAAAACGUGGAAAACGAAGAAUCACGACCUCAAUCAAACGGAGAUGUAAAGAAGGUUGGUAACGUCGAGAUGCUGGACAUAGAAGUUGACACCACGAAAACCCAAGAACCGCAAAUUCACCCCGACAUGACCGUAAUGCCGGCUUCUUCCAUCUCCUCGCCGUCAAUGUCAGUGCCAAUACCGACUCCGCAACAAGGUCCAAGGCCACUGCCUACACCAACAAUGAUGACACCGGCUCCUCCUGCAUCGACAAACAACGGCUCGAGUGAAAAUGUUACUGCUGAAACAGAAGUAUUGAAACUUGAGGAUCCUGUCGAAACACUUUCUCCAGGAAAAAUUGGGUCCAUUAUUGCCUCUAAUAUGACAACUUUCCUUCCUCCUCAAAAUCUAGGGAUCAAGGACGACAACGAUGAAGAACAGACAACUGAAACCAGUACGGAUUUCUCAACGACUAUGAUCUCGAUUAUGAGAGAAGAUGAGAUCAUAAAUUUUGACGACGGGACGAAUACUACGCAGGAACUGGAGGAGCAAGUCAUUGACGCAACCACAGAGACAACAACUCUUCCCUCCUCACUGAUGACGACGAUGGGUCAAAGUGUCACGGCCAACGAGACUGGGGAAGAAGAGGACAAGGUCGUCAAUAAUAUUCACCCGGAUACUUUUGACCCAAUAAGCAAUUCAAGCAUUAUUGUCACCAAACCUCAAAAUGAGACUGAACCCGACCAGAUAGCAUGGCCGGAAUCAGGAUCCGGUGUCAAUGCCUCCCAUCCACAACCGAGUAACAGCACUCUGACGGUGGUAACUUCAGAUACACCUGUCACCAUCAUAAUUCCACUCCUUGUUCCCCAACUUAUCUCCAACACCAAGAUCCAAACACCACACAAUUUCACGGAGAGUGAAAAUGACACAAGGAUGACGGAUGGGAACACCCGUCUUCCGGAUCUUAAUGGAGCUCAAAAUACGGGACAUCAUGUUCAAAAAACAUCAUCAUCACCAGAAGGAGACUUGGCUUCCACCUUUAUCACGAGCCCAACAGCAGCAGCGAAAGACGACGAAAUGGAAGAAGGCUUAUCCAAUGUACCAACAUCUCCUCAGCCGCAUCAGUUGAUACAGAUAAAUGACUUUGAAAUGGAUCCACUAAGGAAGGACGACCCUACUCCAGCCGUGAUGAUGAUGGAAGACACGGAUGUGAAAGUUGAAAAUAUUUUCAAAACUAAACCUCAAGAUGAAUUAUUUACACGUCCAAAUUUGGACAAAAUCACGAGCUCUUCAUCUUCCGUGGAAGAAAUCUUAUCCACAGCCAUACCCUCUUCGCCUCCGAUGAGUCUAGCUCAAGAAAUAUUAUCCAGACUGAAGCCAAUUUCUCAGUCAUUAUUGAGGUUUCAUCAGUCGACAGAAACGCCACCGUCGACUUCGUCUCCAUCACUUCCUUUUCGGAGGGGUGAUAUUUCACCGGAGCUGAUUCUGAUGAGGGAAAUUGACCCAGAUUUUCCCAGCAGCAGUGAAUUUGGAGAGGAAGAGAUUGACCAAAGUCAUCACCGAAGUAGGAGUCGAAACAGGGCUAGAAGUUCGGAAGUUUUGGACAUUUCGUCACAAGCUAGGGCCAUGCCGUCAAAUACGAGGUCUGACGAGAUUGAGGACGUCGUUCCUGUCGCCCAUUUCCAAAAAAUGUUAUUUACACCUGCUGAAACGGUUGAUUACACAAGAUUGGGAGAUAAAUACCGCAGAUUUAGAGUAUUUUAAUUAGAGCUAUGUCAUAAAAAUGUCUGCUAAAUGGGAAGGAAGGAAAGCUGAGAUCUCGGACAAAUUAACAAAAUGUACAGUAUUUAUAACCCAAAUAUACCCAACAAACAGUACAUACAUACAUAAAUAACUCUAUGCUAAAGAACGAUUCUCGUCGUGUACAUACAUAUUUACAUUAUUUGUGUAAAUGUUAAUAAUUCUAGUACAAAAUUGAUUAAUUAUCAGUAAUAGAUGUGCUUUGUGGAUAACAAAUUAUUUAUUUAUAAUGCAGUCCCAACUAAUCUUAAGUAUAACAAUAGGAGGAAAUAAUGUCAAAAAUUUCCAAUAAAAAGUUAAAUUAUUUUCGCAGCGGAUACACUUUAUGUAUGAAAAAAAUCAGUUUGUAUAAAGUUAAAAUGAUAACAAAAUGUGUCAUAUAAAUAUAAAAUGAAGGAAAUAACUUGGAAUUGAUGAUAAUUAAUUCAGCUGAUUUAUUAUUUUACCAUCGCAUAUUAUUAUGUAUGUAGAACAAUUAAGCCUGGACAAUGGAAAAUAUUUAACCGCAAUAAACGAAUUAUUUAUUAAAUUAA